Colletotrichum karsti is the source of this 2199-nucleotide messenger RNA. RefSeq lists its product as uncharacterized. NCBI's taxonomy places the organism in Eukaryota, Fungi, Ascomycota, Sordariomycetes, Glomerellales, Glomerellaceae. Gene Ontology annotation, molecular function: transcription coregulator activity. The coding region runs from base 1 to 2199 and encodes 732 amino acids. Gene Ontology annotation, cellular component: nucleus; nuclear chromosome; SWI/SNF complex. The transcript has 2 exons. Gene Ontology annotation, biological process: regulation of transcription by RNA polymerase II; chromatin remodeling. The record is from RefSeq and is a predicted model, not a curated record.
AUGGCCGCCCAGCCAUCCACGUCCACACCUACCGCGCCCGGCGCGACAGCCUCGUCGUCGGCAUCCACGUCCGCCAACAACAACCACGAUGGCACGCCCCAGUCCGCUUCCGCCAAGGCGCUUCCCGUGCGGGAUAAGGACUCGUUCAACAAGCUGCAGGUCGAGCGCUAUGUCACGCGCGAUUGGCAGCACGCGAUCGCGAUGAAAGACUCCCAUUCCAAGUUCGAAAAGGAGAUGGAGCAUAUGAGGGACAAGAUUGACGAUUACAACAUCGUCAAGACCCAGCGCAUGUUUUUCCCGCCGAGUAAACUUUACGGCGAAGGCUACCGCGGCUACGGAAACGGCUACACCGAUAUCGAUCCCCGCAUGAGAGCACCCUUCCCAGCUCAGGUCAUAUAUCCUAGUCAGAAGCCGAGACCUGGGAAGCGCCAGUCGCAUCCGUUGCGUUGGAAAAAGAAGGACUUGAAGAAGCAGGCCGAGCAGCAUGAAGAGCUCGUGCCGGUACGGAUAGACGUGGAUUGGGAAAAGAUAAAGUUACGCGACACCUUUACGUGGAAUUUACACGACAGGCUUAUUCCAGCAGAGCUAUUCGCGCAACACUUGGUUGAGGAUCUGGGCAUCCCGUUGGAUACGGCCAACAAGCCCGUGUUGGAUCAGGUCAUCCAUCAAAUGCGCGACCAGCUCAAUGACUUCUAUCCCCUCGUCUUCUCCGAAGAAGACGCGCUCGACCCGGAGCUACCCUACUCGGCCUACAAGAACGACGAAAUGAGGAUAUUGAUCAAGCUCAACAUCACGGUUGGCCAGCACACUCUGGUCGAUCAGUUUGAGUGGGACAUCAACAACCCCCUGAACUCCCCGGAGGACUUCGCAGCCACCAUGGCGCGCGACUUGUCGUUGUCCGGCGAGUUCACCACGGCCAUUGCACACAGCAUUCGAGAGCAGUGUCAACUGUUCACGCGCAGCUUGUACAGCGUUGGACAUCCCUUCGACGGCCGUCCGGUCGAAGACCCCGAUCUCGUUUCCGCCUUCCUACCAUCACCUCUCACGUCCGUAUUCAGGCCCCAGCAACAAGCGAAGGAUUAUGCUCCGUAUCUGUACGAGCUCAGCGACGCCGACCUGGAUCGCAACGAAGUCAUUUUCUCCCGCGAGCAAAGGAGACAAAAGCGCUCCAUCAACCGCCGUGGCGGUCCUCAGUUGCCGGAUCUCAGAGAAAGGCAGCGCACGAUCAGGACGCUUCUGGUGUCGUCGGUUCUCCCUGGAGCUGCACCAAACAUGGAAGAGACCACGCUCUACAAGCGCGUGGCUGGCGCGCCCACCACCCGCAAAAGGCCAGGUGCUCGCGACGGCGAAAUCAGCGAUUCCGACUCGAGCGACGACUCUGGACCAGACUCGCCAGGUGUGUCACAGCUUGGUGGUACGGCGAGGACAAGAGGCUUGCGUGGGGCGGCCAGUGCUGCUCAGCAACGCAUCACGAACCUGGGUCGCUCGGAAACUCCUGAAGCCAGCAUUGUCCACCAUCAUGAGACGCGCAGGAACAUCAGCCGCUUCAGCGGCCGCGAGACUCGCGACGAGACUGAGGAGCCUUCUCAACUGAUUGUCACGCUCAAGGUCAGCAAAGACAAAUUGCGGAGACUUUUACAGAACCCUAGAGCCAGGUUCACACCAAGCGGCUCACAAACCCCGUCGACACCUGCGCACACUCGUAUUCCCAGUGCCGCAGCUGCUGCUACCUCGAUGCCUCCGCCUUCCACGCCAGCUUCCAACAGCCAUACGCUUCCCCCGAAGCUUGGAACCCCCCUUCCUCAGGGCCAAAUCGGCCGCCAACCUGCACCGCCACCAGUUACUGGCCAGCCGCCCCCACCACCUCCUCCCCCGCCCGAAUGGCUCAAGGACUGCCUCCAGGAGCUCAAGAAGACAUAUACUUUCGAUAAUUUCGAGGGCAUGAUGAAGUACUCGGCCGUCAACCCAGACACAGAGUUGCCCGUCCCAGUACCAGCUGGCUCACAACCACCUGAGGGUGUAAGAUGGAUGUUCCUUCCCAGAAUCCGCUGUCUCGACUGUCCGGGCAAACUGUACACGCCUGGUCCGGAGAUGACCGCCGGCAAUUUCGAAGUCCAUUUGCGCAACAAACAGCAUCGUCAGAAAGUGGACGCGAGGGAGGGCAAAGACACGGCGCCUCUCACUCUUGUGCAGCCUUAG